AUGAGCCAGAAAUCUUUGCAAUAUGAAUCAUCGAGUGCUAUUAAGGAGUUAUUAGAUAAUAUGAACGAAUGUUUAAGCGCGCUACAGAACAUAGGCGUUGACAUUAGUAAUUGGGAUAUUAUUGUAAUUUACAUAUUGAUUCAAAGGCUUGAUCCUGAGUCCAGAAAGCAAUGGGAAUUAAAGUCAAAUGAAACUGAAGGAUUGCCCACUUUGUCUGCUUUUAGGGAGUUCCUAGAACAUAAAUUUAGGUCAUUAGAAUUUUUGGAUACUAAGCAUAUUAUAUCUAAGGCUCCUAAUGUAAGAAAGGGAAUUAAUGUCGCCCAACUUGAAAGUUCAAAUAAUGCUAGUUUUAAUAAUACUAAUUUAAACUGUCAAUUUUGUAAGGCUAAUCAUAAAUUAAUAAAAUGUAAAGAUUUUGCUAAGGCUGAUUAUGAAACACGACAUAGCUUUAUCCAGACCAGUCGUUUGUGUUUUAACUGUUUUGGCUUGAAUCAUUCCGUUUACUCAUGCCGCUUAUCCACUAGAUGUAGAGUGUGUAGACGGAAGCAUCAUUCUUUGCUCCACCCCCCAAAUGUAAUGCAGGGAACGGAGAAUGCCGAAUCUAAGGAUAAAGGUGUAGUAGUUUCUUCAGCAACCACUUCACAAGGUGAGACUAUAACUAAAUUAGAUAACUAUUUUUCAAAUAGUUAUAGCCAAGUCCUCUUGGCUACAGCUCUUGUUGAAGUAGAGUCAAGAACAGGUAGUAUUGGUUUAGUCUAUAGAUGUUUGUUGGAUCAAGGCUCUCAGGCUUCGUUGAUCACGGAGUCUGCUGUCCAAGCCCUUGGACUGAAGAAAAUUCCCAACAAGGUCCAUAUUUCCGGAAUCGGAGGAGGAAAUGAAUCUUUAGCUUCUAUGUCGGUAGUUGAAAUGAAGCUAAGGUCAAUUCAUAAUCCUCAAUUCACUUUGGUCGUUAAAGCCCAUGUGCUUAGCAAACUGACAUCUUUUCUUCCCUCAAAGAAAAUAGUGUUGAGUUGGAUGAAGAAUUAUUUACAAGAUUCUCAACACUUCGAAAACUCAUUAGAACUGUGGCUUAUU
Brenthis ino (lesser marbled fritillary) is the source of this 1074-nucleotide messenger RNA. The record is from the annotation of a GenBank genome assembly. NCBI's taxonomy places the organism in Eukaryota, Metazoa, Arthropoda, Insecta, Lepidoptera, Nymphalidae.